GUUUCAUUUAUGUUUAGGUUACUUAAGGGUUUGAGUGACAGAAAAGUCGUUCAAGUGGCCUGUGGAAACAAUCACUCACUGGCAUUGACUAAAGACAGCCAAAUCUUUGCCUGGGGACAGAACACUUAUGGCCAGCUUGGUGUUGGUAUGGACAAUGUGUCCCAGCACAGUCCUCAGAGUGUGAUAUCCCUCACCGGGAUGCCAGUGGCACAGAUCACUGCGGGAGGAGAUCACAGCUUCACCCUGUCUCUCUCUGGGACGGUGUUUGGAUGGGGGAGAAAUAAUCACGGACAGCUGGGACUCAAGGACACAGAGGGUAGACAGAAGCCCAGCCACGUGAAGCUGUUGGAUUGUAAGAAAGUUGUCCAUAUCGCUUGUGGAGAAGAACACACUGCUGUUCUAACAAAGGAUGGCCUUGUUUUCACCUUUGGUGCAGGGAGUUAUGGGCAACUUGGACACAAUUCUACAGAGGAUGAGACUAAACCACAUCUGGUCGGUUAUCUGUUUGGAAAGAAAGCUUCUCAAAUAGCUUGUGGAAGUUACCACACACUAGUCUUCAUUCCAUCAUCUGGUAAGAUCUACUCCUUUGGUUGUGGAGAGAAAGGGCAACUUGGAAACAGAGAGACCAAAGAUCAGCUAGUGCCUCUUCCCAUCAACAUAAUAGAUCUGGUCAACAAAAAUGGAAAUGGUCAUACAACAAAGUCAACUGUGAGAAGAAUAUUUGCAGGAGGAAAUCAAAGCUUCGCAGCAUGCAGCCGUGCAGUGGAUUUGGUAUCUUCCACUGAUCAAUCUGCCCUCAAUACUUUGAGGCGAAUCACGACAGUGGACAAAUUACUGGAGCGAGGAUUGAACAAAAUCACUAGAAAGGCAAUUGUUCGGGCAUUUUCCUCUCCUCAAGCACUGUGUGGAAGUUUUCUGAAUGUCAGCAAAGAUGGCCAUUUCAAAACAAAUGGAGUGACGUCAGGCCUGGAUUUGUCUGCAAUCUAUCUGAGCUUCUUGAAUUUGGCAAAAAACUCCUUAACUUUGCAGGUGAAGACUGCAGUCCAGCAUCACCUGAUCCCAUCGUUACCUCGAUCUCCGACCUGUGUGGAAACACUGCGAGUUUACAUUAUAAUACCAGAACUCAUUGCUGUCCUGGAUAAGUCAGAGGAUUCAGCAACGCUGCUCGAAUCUUUAAACAGAUCCAUUCUCUCACUUGAAGACAGUUAUUUUAAAAUCCUUGUUUUCCAUAUGGAACCAGAAAUGGAUGACGCAUUUUAUUUGGUGGGAAUUCUCUGUGGUCUUGCUGUGUCCAAUGGCUUUAUUUGUAAUGUUCGCUUCCCAUUGGCUUUGUACAAGAAACUACUCAGUGUGCCACCAACAUUGGAAGAUCUGAAGGAACUCUCACCAACACUGGGAACAUCACUCCAGGAUGUCCUUGACUAUGAGUAUGAUGACAUUGAAGAGAUGUUAUGUCUUGAUUUUACAGUAAACAAAAAAACAGCAGAUGGCAAAAUAAUUCAGCAGGAACUGAUUCCUGAUGGCAGCAAGAUACCUGUUCAAGAACAUAAUAGAAAACAAUAUGUUGAUGCUGUUGUGGAUUAUAAGCUAAACACAUCAGUGAAGAAACAAUUUGAAGCCUUUUCACAAGGUUUCAGGAGCUGUUAUUCACUGCCAAUUGUGGACACAUUCCUACCUGAAGAACUAAGGGAUGUUAUCCAGGGGAGCACCAGAUAUGACUGGGAGCUGUUAGAACAGAAUGCAAAAUACGUUGAAUACCAAAACACUGACAGAGCAGUCAGGAAUUUUUGGCAAGUCUUUGAAAACUUACCAGAAGAGAAGAAAAAGCGCUUUCUUGCCUUUCUGUCAGGAACUGACAGAAUCCCAGCAGGAGGGAUUCAGAAUUACUGCAUUAGGAUUUUGAAAAGCCGGACCGAUGAACCAGAUUCCUCAUAUCCUCGUGCCUACACCUGUACCAUGAGCUUGGAGCUUCCCAACUACAGCAGCAUCGAACUAUUGAGAGAAAAGUUACUUCACGCAAUUGAAUUCAGUGAAGAAUUCAAUGCACAACCACCCUAAUAUUUGCAGCUGGGGCUUUUACUUA
Messenger RNA from Hemiscyllium ocellatum (epaulette shark), 2083 nucleotides. Its product is annotated as probable E3 ubiquitin-protein ligase HERC3. Gene Ontology annotation, biological process: ubiquitin-dependent protein catabolic process; protein ubiquitination. The annotation marks the transcript as partial. NCBI's taxonomy places the organism in Eukaryota, Metazoa, Chordata, Chondrichthyes, Orectolobiformes, Hemiscylliidae. The transcript is spliced from 17 exons. Gene Ontology annotation, molecular function: ubiquitin protein ligase activity. The record is from RefSeq and is a predicted model, not a curated record.